AUCCUCCAUAUUACUGGGACAGACAUACUGGACUCUAAGACCACGGGACGGGCGAGAGAAAGGAGAGAGCCAUGGCGAGCUCUAGAAGGUGCCCUGUCUGUCCACCUUUUCUGCUCAUUGUCAUGGUGUUGUUGGGCUUUCCGCCAUUAACGCCAUUGGCAGCAGCACCAGCCUUACCAAGAGGGUGCUUCUCCAAGAUCUUUGCCUUUGGUGACUCCUACACAGACACAGGAAACACCGACUCCAUGACAGGCCCCAGCGCCUUCCAGUCCGUGUCUAACCUGCCUUACGGCGAGACCUUCUUCCACAGGCCCACCAACCGCUACUCCGACGGCCGCCUGGUGGUCGACUUCCUGGCCCAGGCGCUCGGCCACCCCCUGCUGCCGCCCUACCUCCACAGCAAGCAGCUCGACCGCCAGAACGGCGCCAACUUCGCCUAUGCCGGAUCCACGGCCCUCGACUACGACUUCUAUGUGAAGAACAACGUCACCUUUGAUCUCACCAACACCUCUCUUCAGACCCAGCUGCACUGGUUCUCCAGCUUCCUGGAGAGCAGUGGAGGCAGGGCCGUCGAUGUGGGUAGUGCACUCUUCUGGGUUGGUGAGAUUGGAGCUAAUGACUAUGCUUACUCCUACUUCUCCUCAGUCCCCUACACCACCAUCAGAACUCUCGCGAUUAAGAACACCGCCGACUUUCUCCAGGCUUUGCUAAGCAAAGGAGCCAAGUACAUAGUAGUUCAAGGGCUGCCUCUCUUGGGCUGCCUUCCCUUGACCAUGUUCUUGGCUCCCAACGAUGAAAGAGACCAAUUUGGGUGCGUGAAGAAUGGCAAUGCCCGGGCCUAUGAGCACAACUCGCUGCUUUUGACCAAGAUCCAAGCCUUGCGAGCUGCGAACCCGGAUGCAGUCAUUGUGUACGCCGACUACGCCAAUGCUCAUCGGCGGAUCCUCGAGCACAGCCGGCUAUUCGGGUUUGAGGAGCUGAUUAGCACCUGUUGUGGGUCUGGUGGGCCUCAAAACUUCGACAUAACGGCUACAUGUGGGUCAGGUGCGACCAGUAUGGUGACCUCCCAGAAGGCCAAGGCCUGCGCAAACCCCAGAGCCUUUAUCAUCUGGGAUGGAGUCCACUUCACCGAGGCAAUGAACAAUGCACUGUGGGAUCUCUUCUCCGGCGAGGGUUACUGUUCACCCACACUGGAUGCUCUGUUCAUCAAGAAGAGAUGCACCCACUAGACCCAUUAAGCAUCCGGCCUUGAUUUCAAGUUCCGCGCCCUCCUACUACCCUUCUCUUGUUUUUCUUCUUGAGUUAGUUGUUGGCUUUGGAGGAGAUUGAUAUGCAUCAAUUGCAGAAUACAUAUGUUUCUUCCA
This is a messenger RNA of Nymphaea colorata (pocket water lily), 1364 nucleotides long. RefSeq names its product GDSL esterase/lipase At3g48460. The transcript is spliced from 2 exons. The record is from RefSeq and is a predicted model, not a curated record. NCBI's taxonomy places the organism in Eukaryota, Viridiplantae, Streptophyta, Magnoliopsida, Nymphaeales, Nymphaeaceae. The coding region runs from base 72 to 1229 and encodes 385 amino acids. Gene Ontology annotation, molecular function: hydrolase activity, acting on ester bonds.